GGCAUCCUCCUGGACGUCAUCAACAUUCUGAGUAGGCGUGCUAGGCCGCGCCAACUCCUCUAACGAGAAAUCAGGGUACCUCCCAUAGCUUGCAGCUGCGGGAGCGUUGCUGCGUCUUUUCCUUGUUGGUGGAUUAUCAUCCCCAGAAUCACGUAGUCUCGCUGGCAGGCGUCUGCAAUGCAUUGCGUUAUCACUUGUGUAGCGCAUUACAUAACUCGUUUCGGUGAUGUUUGCAUGGGGAUGGUGCAAUCCGUGUCCGUCCCAUGAGGUUGAUCCGCGACCGUCCUCUCCACUCGGCGUGCGUCAUCGAACUGUACGAUGAAGCACCGUCACUGGAAACAUUUUGCAAUCCGCAAUGGGGUAUCUGUGCUCGCGCACCGCCUGAUGGUAAUCGAAGAGGGGAAGGUUGGGCAAAAUACCAUGCUGCCCGUCUUCCAACAGCCACCUGCUGCUAAUUGUGCUCACCUGGGACACACCGUCGUGCGUGUAACUGACCACGCAGAAAUGCCACAGCGGCAUAUCUGUAGAAGCCAUGACAUGCGUGAUUACCGUGAGCUUUCCACUCCCGGACGCCCCCGCAAAAGCGGGUACGCGGGCAACACAGCCAACCACAGACUACAGAUCGAACACACAGAUCGAACAACUUCCUUUGUAUUAAUUUUGGACCAAUCAUGCAUCUACAUAGAAAGUCGACGGACUGCCUUUCUAUUGGUUCGUAAAUGAC
Molecule: messenger RNA, 724 nt
Organism: Dicrocoelium dendriticum
Lineage: Eukaryota; Metazoa; Platyhelminthes; Trematoda; Plagiorchiida; Dicrocoeliidae
Source: the annotation of a GenBank genome assembly